Messenger RNA from Naegleria lovaniensis, 1797 nucleotides. RefSeq lists its product as uncharacterized. The record is from RefSeq and is a predicted model, not a curated record. NCBI's taxonomy places the organism in Eukaryota, Heterolobosea, Eutetramitea, Acrasida, Naegleriidae. The transcript has a single exon. The coding region runs from base 1 to 1797 and encodes 598 amino acids.
AUGCUUCACUCCACUAUUGAAGGAAUCAACGUGGACGAAUUGUUGACCUAUUUGGAACGAGAAAACCAACAUCCAAUGAAGGCCAUGAUCGGAUAUAAAUUUCCAACUCAGGCCGAUCAUGUUCAUCAUUCCAGUAUUGAGUUAUUGUGUGGAAAAUGUGGAAAUGUAUUAAAUAUUUCAUCAUUGGAAGGUUCGGAAAGACAAUCGGUGAUGCUAAUUAAACAAAUGGAUCGACCGUUUAUUUCAAUUCAAAUCAUGAAUGAGGACACUCCACUGCAGCAACAAUCAUUUCCUUUGGAAUUUGGAAAUUUGAGAAUUGUCCAGAAUCAUUCUUCUAAAGACUUGAUCAUUCAAUGCAAAAAUUGUAGCCUUCAAAUAGGAACAGCAUCAUUUCCGAACCAUCAAAAGAAGAAGGCUAAAAUGUUGAAUUCACAACAGAAUGAUGAAUCUCAAUCCAUUCCUCUCAAUGGAAAAUUAUUUUGGAAAGAUAUUUUCAGUCAAGAAGGAUGUGAAUAUUUAAUUCUUCUUCCCAAAACUAUGAAUCUCUCUCACAUUCCAUUUUCAACAAAUCAAUCGGUCAAGGCAAGUCAACAAGCAGCUCGUGAACCUAAUGAGAUUCGUUUUAAAAAAAUUAUUCAACGACAGUUGGAAGAAGAAGAGAGAAUUCGCAAUGCAUCUACACAAGAUCCAAUGACAGCAACUGAAAAUUAUCAAGCUCAUGUCAGAGAAGCAGAAAUUGCUAAACGUAAAAUGUUUAAACGUUUGCAUAAUUUGAAAAUGAGUGAUCACGAUUUGGAGAAUGACACGGCCUGGGAACAAUGGCUCUUUUGGUAUCGAGAUAAAAAGAUUCCAACAUUGUAUAACAAGUUUAAUCAAUUAUUGAAAGAUGAAUUUCAUGGAAAUGUGAGAGCUGUUCGAAAAAUUGAAGAAGUCAUUAAGGGACACAUUUUGGAAAAUUUGCAAUUACAUCCAUCCGUGUUAAAAUUGAAAUGUUUAGUAGAAAGUGACAAUGAAAAUGACAAGUUUGAAUUGAGAUCCAUUCUUCACAAGAGAAUUUUCAAUGAGACCUUGACACCAUCUCCAUCGUUUGAGAUUUUACCAUACUCGAGUUCUGUGUGUGAAGAGCACUACAAGGGAAAAUUCUUUUGUUUUAUUGAUUUGGCAAAGGCAAACUUUUCCACAUUGAGAACUUUAGAUCCUGAUAUUUUCGGAGCUAGCCCUGAAAGCAACAUGACUUGGAGACAGUUUCUCAAUAAGGAGACAACUUUUGAGCUCUUCCAUAAUUUUCACUACACAAUUAGACAUCCAGUUUUUGGAAAAUUGAAUCAUGGCUUUUCCACACGAAAAAUGAUUGAAAUUGCAGAACAUGAACAAUUGAACGUCUUGUAUAACAUGAUGAAAAAGCAUUUACUGAAAGAACAUGCAUAUUUAUUUGAAGAAUCUCAUUGCUUUGUACCACCCAUGCAAUGUGCAUCUGAUGCAUUCUUUUUCUGUUUCCAUACUGAACAAGAUGCCAAGAUUGCCUUCGAUGCCUUGUGUCAAUUCGAUUCUGAACUCUAUCCCAAUGUGAAAGAUUUAAUUCACUUGACUGUCUUUAAGAAUCAUUAUUAUUAUUUUUCUGAAAGCAAUUCGGAUUCGGACAUGGAAAAACAACGAUGGUUUGUCGUGAAAGAAACAUUACAUUCUCAAGAAGUGUGUGAAGAAAAAUUUACUAUUUGUGCUGUCCAAUUGGAGGAUCGACCAUUUAUUGAAGAUCAUUUCGAGAGAGCUUUGGCAUUAUUUUCAAAAGAAUUGUAG